GUGUAGUGUUUUCAAUAGUUUAACGAGUAAAUAAUUCAACCUUGAUGUAUGUUUAGAUCGAUAACUGUGUCGUCCGGAGUGUAGUGGAAGUGACGCUCGGCGCUAUUGUGUCGGUGAUGUAAUUUGGGUGAUUGGGUGGUUUCCUAGUCCUAGCCACUACAAUGGAAGAAUCCUCAUUUACGAUCCCUGCCGACGACAAUGGCGAUACUGAGCUCGAUCCUAGAAUACAGGUUGAGUUGGAGAAACUCAAUGCUGCUACUGAUGAGAUUAAUAAGCUGGAAUUGGAACUUGAUGAGUCCAUGAAAACUUUUCACCUGCUUCUGAACGAGACAUCACGACGUCUUCAAGCACUGACAAAGCGCCUAGGAACGUGUGUGGACAAGUCCCGUCCGUAUCACGAAGCUGUUGCCGCCGCUGUUGCGGCCAGGGCAGAAUGCCAGAAAGCUGCGGUGCAGUUUCAGAGAGCUAGUGAGCUACACGCAGCUGCAAAAGAGACCGUGACGUUAGCUGAACAGCGAUUCGUGAGCAAGCAGGACGAGUGGCAGUUUGACAGCAACUGGCAAGAGGUGCUCAAUCAUGCCAUCAUCAAAGUUAUGGACGCAGAGAAACGCAAGGCGGAUAGUGGCCGAGAGCACCAGAAAAAGGCUGCUGCGUAUAUCACAGCUGAGAGAAAGGUGACCCAACUGGAAGAGAGCUUAAAACGGAACAUUAUCAAAUCACGUCUGUAUUUCGAAGAGAAGAAACUCUGCGACGAGCAACUCCAAAUGCAGAACGCCAAGAUCGAGAAACUGCAACGCCUUAUAGCAGACGCUAAAUUCAGAUACUCCAAGUCCUUAAAAGCUUUAGAGGAAAUCUCUGAAGAGAUCCACAGGAGACGGGGUGAGUAUCCACCAGGCAGAAAUACCAUUCCUGUAGGUCCUAGAGAACCAGGCGUAGGGGCAGAAAGGGACCCUGUAAUUGACGAAAGUGCAAUCGUAAAGGAUCCUGAAGACGAAGACUCCAGUCUACAAGAACUGCGCAUGCGUGUAAGAGAACUCGCCUUGAAACCAAUUGACAGGAAAGACGUGGAGACCGAUGAAGCCUGGGCACUAGAACUAAACGAAACGAUAAAUAAGCUAGAUCAAUUGCUCAUGAUGAAGGAAAAUAACCAGCAGAAAAUAAGGUCGAAAUUUACGGCUAGUUCCCCGAGAAAUUCCAGCGCUCCGUCGACUAGCACUAACAGUGGUAGCAAGUACACUCUACCACCAAGUGAUACUUUGAAAAAUGACUCUAGUCUUAAUAAAGCUAAGUCUAUAAGUCGUGAGGUUGUAUACGAGCAUACUAACCCACCUAUAAGUAAAACUGAGAAGUCCAAAAGCAUGAUGUCGUUGGAUGUACUUGCGCUUGCGCGGGAUACAAAUAUAACGGAUAGAGAGUCGUAUCUAAAGGCGGUGAUUGAGGAUAAAUCACCCACUGGAACUUAUACAGAGAGUAACUCAGAUAGGAACGAAAGCCCUGAUGAGAUUUUGAUGGUGGAAUGUGAUUCCAGUGAUUCUACACAGAAUCCUGUGAUUAGAAUGACAAGUUCCACGAUCACGGACAGCGAUAACAGCUAAAUUUUUUACAAAAAUUGCAUAGAUAGAAACAGUGUAUGAGAUUUUCUUCUUAAUUACUUAUCUAUGUGAUAACUGUAUUUUAUAAAAAAAAAUUAACCGACUUAAGUUUGCUGUACUUGUUAAAUA
This is a messenger RNA of Hyposmocoma kahamanoa, 1721 nucleotides long. RefSeq names its product SH3 domain-binding protein 5 homolog. The record is from RefSeq and is a predicted model, not a curated record. Gene Ontology annotation, cellular component: cytoplasm. The transcript is spliced from 6 exons. Gene Ontology annotation, biological process: negative regulation of protein tyrosine kinase activity; intracellular signal transduction. The coding region runs from base 162 to 1595 and encodes 477 amino acids. NCBI's taxonomy places the organism in Eukaryota, Metazoa, Arthropoda, Insecta, Lepidoptera, Cosmopterigidae. Gene Ontology annotation, molecular function: protein kinase inhibitor activity.